AAGCGGGUCCUGGCGCUCUCGCCAUGGCGAUGGCGACGGCGGUGCGGCACGCGCGGCCUGUGCGGGUGCUGGUGGACAUGGACGGCGUGCUAGCCGACUUCGAGGCUGGCCUCCUACGGUCCUUUCUCCGCCGCUUCCCCGGGGAGCCGCACGUGCCCCUGGCCGAGCGCCGCGGCUUCUUCGCUCGGGAGCAGUACCGAGCCCUGCGGCCGGACCUGGCGGACAAAAUCGCGAGUGUGUAUGAAGCCCCCGGCUUUUUCCUAGACUUGGAGCCCAUCCCUGGAGCCUUGGAAGCCAUGCAGCAGAUGAACGCUCUCAAGGACACCGAGGUCUUCAUCUGCACCAGCCCUCUGCUGAAGUAUGAGCACUGUGUGGGAGAGAAGUACCGCUGGGUGGAGAAGCACCUGGGGCCCCAGUUUGUGGAGCGCAUCAUCAUGACGAGGGACAAGACGGUCGUCUUGGGGGACCUGCUCAUUGAUGAUAAGGACACCAUUCAAGGCCAAGAGGAGAACCCAAGCUGGGAGCACAUCUUGUUCACCUGCUGCCACAACCAGCACCUGGCCCUGCCCCCCACAAGGAGACGACUGCUCUCCUGGAGUGACAACUGGAGGGAGAUCAUAAACAGCAAACGGCAACCAGGGAUCAGGGCCGUGGACAGUGGCUGAAGGAAGGGAAGGCUGGCCAGCAGGGAGCCCCAGCAGAGCUGAGUGACCCCAGCAAGGGGGAGCAGGGGGACACAAUAACCUCUACUCUCACAGGCCAGCCACCUGGCACCCCCCGAGGUGGCUGGCAUGGAAACACACUGGGAGAUCAG
Molecule: messenger RNA, 814 nt
Organism: Pteronotus mesoamericanus
Lineage: Eukaryota; Metazoa; Chordata; Mammalia; Chiroptera; Mormoopidae
Gene: NT5C
Product: 5', 3'-nucleotidase, cytosolic
Exons: 5
Coding region: 24-665 (213 amino acids)
Biological process (GO): pyrimidine deoxyribonucleotide catabolic process
Cellular component (GO): mitochondrion
Molecular function (GO): 5'-nucleotidase activity
Source: RefSeq, a predicted model, not a curated record